UCUGAUCAAAGAAAGAGUUCACAGAUGCUUCAUACAUCUCUUGAUAUUAUCAUUACUGUUUAUCCCAUCAUAAAUUAUCUAGAUGACGACAAAUCGCAACCUUUGUCAUCAUCAUUUCUAUACAGGUCUUAGUAUUUUUAGUUAAGUCAUUAAUUAAACGAUCACCUGUUCGAUAAUUAACCUACGUCUCUCAGACCUAACGUUGUCACUUAUGACACGUUUGGGGCACGUCGUCGGCAGUUAAGGUUAAUAUCAAAUAUUCAAAUUUUCCUCGUAUCUUUAUUACUUCUUCUCAACUAAUUAGUGUCAGUUAAAUUUACAAUAUUUCUUCCUACAAGAAUGGUUUCCCCAUUUCUAAAACAGUGUUUUGUGGUUAUGGGGGCAGCCAUGUCCCAGAUGGGUCAUGGGGCGGCCUACGGCUACACGGCCGUCCUCGUGGCCCACUACACUGAUGACCGGGGGAACAAAAUGAGCAAUGAUGACCUGUCGUGGAUAGGUUCAGUUUUUGCAAUAUCCAAAUUGUGCGGUUGUUUCCUGACUCCCCCCACAAUGUCAAUGUUUGGUCGUCAAAAAGCUCAUCUCAUCACUAUUCUACCAAUCUUGGCUCACUGGUUACUAUUUGUUUUUGGAAGAUCACUUUCUGUUUUUAUCACUGCAAGACUUUUGUUGGGAAUAUCAGCUGGAAUGUAUAGUGCUAUGAACAGUAUGAUGAUAGCUGAGUAUACAGAUCCAGUCAAUCGUGGGGCUUUUUCGUCAAUAUCAUCGUUGGCUAUAGGCUUUGGAGUAAUAUGGGUUCAUGUUUGGGGGACUGUGAUAUCCUGGAGAACCACUGCUGCCGUAACAACUGCCAUACCAAUAAUUACAGCUAUAUUUACAUGGUUCUCCCCAGAAACUCCAAGCUGGCUUGUGUCUAAGCAAAGGUAUGAAGAAGCUACAAGAGUUUUCAUUUGGCUAAGAGGUGACAGCCCAAGACAAAGAAAAGAAAUAGAAGAGCUGAUUGAAAAUGAUAAGCUGAAACAAGAAACUUCUGAUAAUAAUUUAUCAGCCGCUGAAUCCAGGCUUGUUGUAAGAAGACUGAAGCAAAUGAGAAAAUGUUUGCUUACGAAAGAAUUUUAUCAUCCUAUUUUCAUAUUAUUCAUUAUUGUUAUUUUGGUUGAAUUUAUUGGUGCUCAUUACAUGGCAGCAUAUGGUAAUAUGAUUUUAAAGGCACUUCUUAAUAAAAAAGAGCCUAAGGAAGUAAGUUGGUAUCUUAAUUUUCUCGAUAUUGUAAGACCUGUUGCAACGAUUCUAUCCAUUGUAAUCGUGAAAAAAUUCUACAGAAGAAAAAUUCUUAUCACUAGUGUACUGAUGGCAGUAUUGUCUCUUUCGUUACUUUCUGUUUAUGUUUAUAUACGCAGUGCAUAUGGGUUCGGUCAAACACGUAUAUUAGAUAUAUUUGUAAUGACUUUAAUGACAUUGUAUACUAUAUCACACUAUUUAGGGGUUUCUCCAAUUUUUUAUGUAAUUUUUGGAGAAAUAUUACCUCUGCAAUAUAGAGGAAUAGGUUCAUCUAUAGCAAUCUGUAAUUUAAGUGUAUUUACAUUUAUUGUGUUGAAAACCUGUCCACAAAUGUAUUCCUCGAUUGGAGUUGAAGGUUCAUUUUUAGUUUACUCAGUAAUCAUCGUAUUUUGUUUGAUCAUUCUUUAUUUUAUAUUGCCAGAAACAAAAGAUCGGACAUUAUUAGAUAUAGAAAGUGAAUUUAGAAAUAAAAAAGAGACCCUGAAAAGUGAAAAAACAGAUCCUGAAGUUGAACUGAGACUAAUGAAUACCAACACAAUGACAUGUUAACCUACUUUGAUGAAAUUAACCUAGGGAUUUAAAAUAUAAGAAGGGAUUAUUUGAAUAACAUAUAAAUAAGAAUGUAGCUGUAAUUAUGUAAUUAGAAAAUAAAAAAUAUGCUUUAUGAUA
This is a messenger RNA of Plutella xylostella (diamondback moth), 1947 nucleotides long. NCBI's taxonomy places the organism in Eukaryota, Metazoa, Arthropoda, Insecta, Lepidoptera, Plutellidae. The record is from RefSeq and is a predicted model, not a curated record.